GUCAUAGCAGCUACGUUAGAACGUUAAGUUGCUAGGAAUUGAUAGAAGCCAAUAGGUAGUAAACAAACCCUUAAAAUACGCGGCGCAGGCUUGCCGCCACCAAAUAUUCCACCAUCAUUGCCCCCCUUUCAUUGAUUUGUGACAUCUAGGGUACUUAUACCCCCGUCUUCGUCCCUAAUUUGGCAUUGAUGCAGUGCAAAUCAAUUGAUCGUUAUUUUCUCUAUGGUAGAUCUCACAAUGUCGUCAUCCUUUCGAUUCCUCAGUCUUCCCCCUGAGCUCAGACACAUGAUAUACACAGAAUAUGUGUAUAUUGACGGCGGCUAUGUACUUGAUUCACCGGGCUGGAAACUCACGGGUGCCGGUAGGCCCAAACACCAGUUUGCGCUCCAGGGUACAUGCAAAUUCAUACAUGAAGAAAUGCAAGGCCUCGCCCUUCGUCACAAUACUAUCACAUUCUCUGCCCUGUGGUCUUGGUGGGAGAGCGUACAGGCGAGCCGCUGGCAAAGACUUAUGUGCACUGGCCCGAUGACGGCAUUUGAUCUCCAGAUAAUGAUGGCGUGGUACAAGAGGGAGACAAUCGAUGAUGAUAUGAGGGAACGUAUAGCUCGUGAUUACCCGUGCUUCUUGCCACAUUUAGACUGGCUGAGAGGGCCACAUCCUCCUAUUCCCGCCAAGGACAACGACGACGACAGAGAAAAGAUCUUCAACCAGCUCGGCGAGAGACCGUCGCUGUUCCGCAGCUACCUGUGGGAUAUCUUGGGCCCACACCCUAACGAUUACUGUCGCGACUUCCCUUGGGCCAUACUUCCCGCAUCUGAACUUGAUAAGCUAGCCUCUGAUUUAGAAAAGAAGUAUCGUAAUAGAUUCCCGGAAGAAUCGUCUCGAACUAAGGAGUAUUGGGAAGUUCCAUCAGACGAUCAACGGUGGAAUUAUCGAUUCUCGGCAGCCGCGUAUGCUAUCGAGUUUCUUCGCCGGCAUCCGUCUAUUCGACGUCACAUGGUCAGUAUCUUGCCCGACUCUUGAGGCCUAAGGGGCUCAUCCCAGAGGGCCUAGGGCGUUUACCGAAAUAUAAGCUGACAAUUUAAUAGCGAAAGAUCAUCCUGGACGAAAGCUACGUCUCGGUUGCAUUUCCCGAGUGCCACGGAAGGGGACUUAUUGAGUUCUGCGAAGAAAACCCUUAUCUCCGCAUCGAGCGUC
This is a messenger RNA of Annulohypoxylon truncatum, 1197 nucleotides long. RefSeq lists its product as uncharacterized. The transcript has a single exon. NCBI's taxonomy places the organism in Eukaryota, Fungi, Ascomycota, Sordariomycetes, Xylariales, Hypoxylaceae. The record is from RefSeq and is a predicted model, not a curated record. The coding region runs from base 223 to 1023 and encodes 266 amino acids.